CCUGCAGUUUGGAAGGGUUAGUGAGCAACACACACAAACUUGCCCACUCAGCACACAUGCACGCACACCCACACGCAACACAGGACUCUGCCGGCCUCACUGGAAAAUGAAUCUAAUGAAGGGAAGGACAAUCCGCCAGCAGCAUGGACUCUGAAUCUCUGGACAGCUGUAUCCAGAGCACGCUCUCUGCUCUCUACCCUCCAUUUGAAGCCACUGCGGCCACCGUGCUAUGCCAGGUGUUGGACGUGGUCGAGACAACAUACCGUGGGGACGGGCUGCGCUACAUCAUUGACUUCCUGGUGCCUGCUAAACACAUCCUUCAGAGCAUUCAACAAGAUGCAUGCUUUCCAUACUGUGGUUACCUUUUUCGUCAUGAAGGCUGGCCACUGUGUGUUCAUGAGAAGGUCAUAAUCCAGCUCUCCUCUUUGGAUUGGCGUGUGUUACGGCCCAGCGACUUCUACUUGCAGGUGACGCCAACACCCAGAAGUCCCCCGCGCAUCACAGUGAAGUGUCUGGCAGUUAGUGGGCAGCAUGUGGAGGAGCUUACCAUACCGGAGCUAGCAUACACCUCUCUAAUCACCAUGGACUGGCUGGAGUCCAUCAACCGGGAGAGGAGUGUAGUCAGAAGAGCCGCCCUGGAACACUGUCUUUUAUCAGCAGAUAAUGACAUUUUUAGGGUACCGUGGGAGGAUAUUGUUCACCCAGAGUUUAUCAGCAGGCCUUCCCAAGUUACAGAACAAGGCGGAAGUAGAGGAAUGGCGAAGGAAGUUCCAGACACAGAUGGGAGGGACUCUGACGUUGAUCAAAAAGACAACCCUGAGGACAUACAAUGUAGGAUUUUUAUUGACACUUCCACAGACCAAUCAGGGGAGAUGGACUGUCAGAGCAAGGGGGUUAAGCUCCUCCCUGCUCUCAGUGAGAUCAAUAAAGAUAGCAGUGGGCGGAGCUCUAGCAGCACAGCAGAGGAUUCAGAAGGGGAGUAUGUGGAGCUAGCCGAUAUCACCUUACCACGCUUUUCCCCACAGAAGGGCUCUCUCACUCAAGCCAUUAGUAUGAACUACAGAAAUCUACAUAAACCACAGACUGCUGGUUCUACUCAGCCUAAAGCCAAACCAGAGGAAGGUCUUUUGAAGAAUGGUGCAUGCUCACAGAGCAUGGUGUGUGCCAUGCUGAUUGAGGAAAACCUGAGUGAUGCCUACCAAUCUGUGAUCUUAACCCCCACUGCUCUUGCAGAGGCAGAGCGUCCGCUCCAGCAGGUGGACGUGUCUAAGCCCACAUCUGCUGCAGGUACAACCUCCUUUGACCGUGUGUCUGAGCAUGAGUCUGAGAUAGAGAUGUCCGAUUAUGAUACUGCUCCAUCUGAUAUGUCAACACAAACAGACAGUAAACCAGUCGUCAGAUCACUAGACAACAGUGUCAUCAGCACAUCACAACCUGACAGCAAACUAGACAGCACAUCACAACUAGUCAGUGAGCCAAUCAAGACAUCACAACCUGACAGCACAUCACAACUAGUCAGUGAGCCAAUCAAGACAUCACAACCUGACAGCACAUCACAACUAGUCAGUGAGCCAAUCAAGACAUCACAACCUGACAGCACAUCACAGCUUGUCAGUGAGCCAAUCAAGACAUCACAACCAAACAUUGAACCAGUAAGCAUAUCUCAACCAGACCUUAAACCACUAUGCAUAUCACAACCAGACAGCAGCACGUCACAGCUAGACAAUGACCCAGUCAAGACAUCACAAUCAGAAGUUGAACCAGUAAGCAUUUGUCAGCUAGACAGUAAUUUAGCCAGCACAUCACAACCAGACUGCAAACCAGUCAGCAUGUCACUAAUAGUCAAUGAGCCAGUAAGCAUAUUUCAACUAGACAGCAAGCUAGUUAGCACAUCACAACCAGAUGACCAACGAUUUGACACAUCACAACUAGAAUGUGAACUAGCUAGCAAAUCUCCACCAGACAGCAAACCACUCAACACAUCACAUCUAGACAAAAUGCCUCUAAGAAUAUCACAACCAAACAGCAAAACAGUCGACAUGGUGCAACCACACAGUGAAGUAACUAGUACAUCACAGCCAGAGAAUGAAAUGUUAUUUGGUAAUUUAGAGAGUAAAAACUCAGAACAAGUUUCUCUGGACAAUAUUGAACUCUUUGUGUCUGAUCCUGCUGCAGAAGCAAAGGUCAGAUCUAAAUCUGAACAGAUGAGAGGUGAUUGUGGCCUGGAAAGCAGUUGUGAUCAGCUGAACAGUGGAGAGUCUGUCUCCGAGCCUCAAGAUAUCAGUGUGUCUUUACAGAAUCAGACUGAGCAAACUCACAGCCCAUGUCAGAUACACACACACAUUCAUACACCACCUGAGAAAGUGCAUGAUCUUAUUGCCUUAAAAGAGGACCAUAACGCAUUAAGUAACAGUAGUCAUGACAAGAAUGUAUCUGAUGGUGAUUAUAGUCCCAGCGCAGAGAAAGAAGGUGGGCUUAUUUCGGCUGCUCCGCAAAGCGACCAGGUAGCCUUGGCCUCUGUCACCACAGCGCCAGGGGAGGAUCCGGUUACACUCAUUUCACAAGGUCAGGUGAGGACAGAAUCCUCUGAGGACAGAAACGAGACAGAGGUGGAACCACAGACAAAGGAAGAACAUGCAGAAAGAGAUGUAGCGGGAAAUUCGCCUUGUAAGGAGGCAAAAACAGUAGAAAAGGAAAGCUUUAGAGUGUUGGAAAGCAAGACGGAGAAUGAAUUAGAAGCAGUUUGUAAGGCAGAGGAAGUUGAGACUGCUCAAACAGGUCUGGUAGAUACCACGCCCAAGUCUGACUCAGACGUUCGAGUUCAGGAGGAGGGCAGCUUCUCUGUAGGAACAGAUGAGGUUGAGAAGAAACAAACCAAUGUUAAAGAGCAAGGGGUUGAGGAAGUGGAGACCAAGGCCAAUACUGUGAGUGAGCAGGAGGCCAUAGUGACCAACUAUUCUGAAGUCCAGUCAGCAUGCGCUCAAGUCCUUGAUAUGGCCCCAGAUAUGCCAAACACAAAUGGACAUAUGCACACUAAGGACACACCUACCACCGAACGAGAAGGGCAAAAAACAGAGGAGGAGAGAAGGGGGGGAAAGGAGGAGAGGCAAGAGGAUGAGGUUUCUUCCUCUGUGAAUGGCUCUCCAGCAGAGCAUCAGCAGCAAGCGGACAUGGAGUCCCAUUACCAUCAUCAGGAAGAGCAAGCUUUCAGUCAGGAAGGAGACCACAUUGUUUGCCACCUGUCUGCUAAAACCCAGAGUGAAGACACCUCAGCAGUUCAUCCACCACUGCCGCCCAUCUCCCAGAGGAACCAGCCUGUCCAGAGUGAAGCGCAUGACAUCAAUCCUGAUGUCCUGAACUCAGGAGUGCUCUGCCUACCUGGAACAAGAGAUAAAUCAGGGCAUGCCCUUGUUACCGUGACAAUGAGAAAUACUAUCUGGUUGAAUCCAAACUGCAACAGUGGAGAGCUGGUGCGGAUCAUGGUCUACUUCAUCAGUACACUCAGGAAGGAAGUUAGUGCUUUGGGACUGACAGUCCUGGUGGAUGCCCGCAAAUGUUCUCCUGUCCCCGCCCUCUUUAAAGCCUUCAACAUCCUCCAGGAAGCUAUGCAGGGAUGCAUCCAUACAGUGCUGCUGCUGGCCGACAGAGAUUUGGCUCUGCGAUUGGAGAAAACCUCUUCUAUACAGGUGGAGUUGUUGACAUCUUUGAAGUCUCUUUAUAAGCAUGUUGACAUCGCUCAACUUCCCACUGAGUUUGAAGGCACUUUCCCGUAUUCCCACAGCAGCUGGGUCUGUUUCAGAAUGAGGUUGGAGCAGCUGACCAGCCAUUGUGAGGAUGCUGUGAACCUGCUCCAGAAAUCCAUCAGCAUACUGGAGUCUGCAGUGCUGCCACCUACAGCAGAGGAGGCACAGAUCUUAUUGUGUAAGUACAGAGAGCUGAUGAGGUCUGUUCUGGAGGACAGCAGGCUGGUGCGGCUACAGUUGGAGGGAGGAGCCGCUCUGUCCCGUUUACGAAAAGAAGAGAGCAGCGUCAGUUUGACAGAGGACUACAGAGAUGCCAUCGAGAAUGGAGGACAUCUGUAUAACCAAGUGGACGAGCUGGUUCACAGACUUGUGAUGCUGUCCAACAAAUGCACACAGGAACUGGAAUUUAUUAUGGAGUUUAAGACCUUGGAGGAGGGAUUCAGAGAGGUGAGUCAGUGGAUAGAGGAGGUGGGAGAGUCUCGUCUCCAGACACUGAGUGAGCUGGAAGAGUCCUUGGAGCAGUUACAUCAUAAACAGACUGUCUUCAGAGAAUUUUACGCUGCUGCAUACGAGCACUGUAAGAGCGGUGAAGCUCUCCUUAAGCGCUUAGAGAAGUGGGAAGACAUCUCCUCUUCGGAGCUGCAGGUAUACGAGGUGAAAGUACGCUCAUUCUGGGUCCAUCUACAUGAUUUCUCCCAGCGAGUGGAGGACACCAAGGAUAAAAUUGACAAGACUGUCAGACUCUACGAGUUCUUUGACAAGGCGUAUGAAUGGGCACUAGAGGGCAUGCGUCAUUUGGCGUGUGUUAGUAUGGAGGAGUGUGGCAUGUCUGAGAAAUGUCAGAGCGUGAUCACAUGUUUGGAGACCUAUCGCACACAGCACCCACCGAUCCAAGACGCACACUUCCAGGAGAUGAAGGACCUCGCUGGGGAGCUGAAGAGUGAGCAGGGACUCAAGCAGUGGAAGUUCGCCUGGUCCAAGUGUCAGGAGACAAAGCAGAUGUUUGAGAAGAAGCUGGAGAUGGCCCUGCGCUCCCGCCGCGAGAGCGACACCAAAUCAGCAAGGGGUGACUCUUCUCGGCGGAACUCGGACAGUAGCGCUAAACCUCAGGAGCGUAGCAGUAGCAUCUCCUUCUCAUGUCGAAAAGCGUUCGGCGGUGGCUGGGGUCGGGAUAGACUUUCCUCACAGUCCAGCACGUCUUCAACUCCCAGCAGCCCUUUAGGUACACGCCUGGACGCUCGUGACUCUGUCCGAACCCCGACAGGGAGUCUAUACAGCAUUGAGCACAGAAUUCCCCACAACACCCCUGUUAGAUCCCACAGGCUAACACGUAGCAUCUCCACAGACGAGUCUCCUCAGCAGCCGCAUCUGGGGCUGGCGUGUGCUACGAGCCCAAGCCUCACCUCUAUUGAACCAAACCGCAGGGUUUUGCGAAAGACCCAGAGCUUCGAUACUGCCGGUAGCGAGUCUGUGUCACGGUAUGGGACCUGUCAGAGAACUUUGAGUGAGCCUGCACGGAGAGGAAACACAGGGGUGUUCAUUAAAGGUCUGGAGGUGAGCAGCACUGAAGUGAUCGAUCGGCCAUACAGCCCGCGACUCCCGCCCAUGCAUGGAUGGUCUUCUCUAGAUGCUCACUGCAGUGGGAGUCCUGCUCCCGAAACACGCAGCAAGGGCAGUAAACUACGCCACAUUGUUGAUGAGAUGGUCACAACCGAGCGGGAAUAUGUACGCUCUCUGCGGUACAUCAUUGAUAACUAUUUCCCUGAGAUGGAGCGCGCUGACCUGCCUCAGGAUCUGCGGGGGAAACGCAGCGUCAUCUUCGGCAACCUAGAGAAAUUAGUGGACUUCCACAGCCAGUAUUUCCUCAAAGAGCUGGAAAGCUGCUGCAACCAUCCAUUACGUGUCAGCCACUGCUUCCUACGACAUCAAGACCAGUUUAGCUUGUAUGCUUUAUACAGCAAGAACAAGCCAAAGUCGGACACACUCCUGGCCAGCCAUGGAAACAGCUUCUUUAGGCAUAAGCAGCUGGAGUUGGGGGAUAAGAUGGAUCUGGCGUCGUACCUGCUGAAGCCCAUCCAGCGCAUGAGUAAGUACGCCCUGCUGCUGAAAGACCUGAGCAAAGAAGUGAGCGAGGUCCAGGAGCAGGAGCUAACAUACCUACGUGCCGCCACCGAGAUGGUCAAAUUCCAGCUUCGCCACGGCAACGAUCUGCUCGCCAUGGACGCCAUCAGAGACUGUGAUGUGAAUCUUAAGGAACAGGGACAAUUAGUUCGCCAAGAUGAGUUCACGAUUUUGUAUGGCAGGAAGAAGUGCCAAAGACAUGUGUUCCUGUUUGAGGAUCUGGUGCUAUUCAGCAAACCCAAACGCAUUGAGGGUGGCCUAGAUGUUUACAUAUACAAACACUCUUUUAAGACCGCUGAUGUGGGUAUGACAGAGACAUCAGGUGAGAACGUUCUGAGGUUUGAGGUUUGGUUCCGGAGGAGAACUUCAAAAAACCAGACCUACGUUCUCCAGGCCAGCAAUGCAGACGUCAAACACGCCUGGACCUGUGACAUCGCACGGAUACUAUGGCAGCAGGCCACACGGAAUAAAGAAAUUCGAAUGCAGGAGAUGGUCUCUAUGGGGGUGGGCAAUAAACCCUUUCUGGACAUUAAACCUAGCGAUGCUGCUAUCAACGACAGAGCCAUAGACUACAUCAUGAAAGGCAGAGGGGCCAGGACGAGAGCAUCCAUUGCCGUAUCGCUGUUUGACCACUCAAACCCGUUUAAACGAGCUGCAGUAAACGCCCCUGUUAGCGGCCCCCCGGUGGCUGGUGGCCCCUCCUCUUCCACUCUGCUGGGGCCCUUAAAUCUGCAUAUGUAUAGCAGCCAAAGCCUGUUAACAGGGGAGAGACCUCUCAUCAGCCCCUGCAUCGAGGAAGACGAGCUGGAACAUGAGACCAGCAGUCAGCCGUCUAUGACUACAGAGAGCUCGGGUUCCUCGUCUCACUGUCUGUCUGGUAGUGGCUCGAGCGGGUCAGACAGCGGAUGUGUGUCCAGUCACCUUCCCGAGGCUUUGUCCGAGGAGCCCAGCUCACCAUGUGACUCCUCCUGUUACUCCUCCAUCACCUCUCCAACGCAAGAGAAAGCCUGCUUUAACAGCCAGUACAUCUCAGCGGGGGAAACACAGGUGAUUGGUCCCUCUACUAUAGUGUGAGCUCAGUAACCACUGCUGCAGUUUAAGACCCGUCUGCUUCAGAUUGAGAGGACAACGUUGCCACACCGAAGAGGAGUACAGAGCUAGUAUUUAUUGUUCCUACUGAGUGCAAGCAAAUCUCUUACAGAGUUUAAAAAGCACUCGAAAUAGCACUGUUUCUCUUUUUCUUUUUUUAAGCCACUUUUAGCUUCAAUAGCUUUUAUAUAAAUUUAAAAAUGAUCUAUAAAAGUGAAUAAAUAUUCUUGUAUUUAUCUUCUUUUCAAAUGUUAAGAUACAGUAGUGUUCUCAGAUGUAUUAAUAACUGUAAAUACUGUAGUAACGUACAAAACACUUCUCUCUUGCGGUUAUUCAGUUCCCACUUUUUCUCGUUGUUGUUGCCCACUUUGCUGCAGACUUAAGCUGGUUUGAUUUAGAAAAAUGCCCUAAUGUUAAAAGGCAUGUUCUGAGCAUCAGUUACACUAAAGGUGUUAAGCAGUGUUUAAAGCAUUUGUUGUAGAGUUUCUGCUCUUUCUAGCGUUUCCAUGGUUUUUUGGGCCUGAGGUCAGUGUGCGGUGGAAACAGUUUUUGUUAGCUGCCUUGAUCCAGAAUAAGAGAGCAUUAAUUCAGAUCAUACGACUGACCUCAGGUCAGCUCUGCCCUGCACUGCUGCUUCUGGGUGCUAGCUAUUGCUGCUACCUUUUUGGAAAUGGAAGAGUUUUCAUUUCAGUUCUUAUUUACAUUAACAAGUAUAACAAAAAAAACAACAUGUAAAUUGUAAAUAGUUGCGCCAGUGGUGCUUUAAGGACAUAGCGUUUAGAAAGUAAUCUUUAUACAUGUAUUAACCAGUCAACAUGGGAAUCACUUAAGUGCCAUUCUUUGUUGCCAAUUUAAAUUGUAAGUGUACAAACAAAAGAUAAUAAAAAAAGGCAUUGCAAGUUCCACUUCUAGCUGGAGCAU
Pimephales promelas (fathead minnow) is the source of this 7874-nucleotide messenger RNA. RefSeq names its product pleckstrin homology and RhoGEF domain containing G4 (gene plekhg4). Gene Ontology annotation, molecular function: guanyl-nucleotide exchange factor activity. The record is from RefSeq and is a predicted model, not a curated record. NCBI's taxonomy places the organism in Eukaryota, Metazoa, Chordata, Actinopteri, Cypriniformes, Leuciscidae.